Closterium sp. NIES-67 is the source of this 2713-nucleotide messenger RNA. NCBI's taxonomy places the organism in Eukaryota, Viridiplantae, Streptophyta, Zygnematophyceae, Desmidiales, Closteriaceae. The record is from the annotation of a GenBank genome assembly.
UCGGAGAUCUCGAGGUCGUUUCCUUGCUCUCCGCCAUUGUUCGCCCAGCUGGUUCCAGUUCGUGCUACUGCAUGCAUCACCAUCCCAGGACGUCGGUCUCCCUGCUCCACCGUUCUAGAAUCUCCUUUCGGUCGUUCCCGUCUCCUCUCUGGUCGCUCUAACCACUGCGUGAUACUCGCUUUAGACUGUUGGCGCAGAGUCCCUGCCCAUUUGAGUUGCGUUAGAUUGUUGUUGACGUCCGUCUUCCUAGAAGUCAACCAUCGUGGUUAGUCGAAUCCUGUGCAGCUAGUAGGUGACCUCUAUCACGAUACGUCCUACAAGAAAACCAUUUUAACCGAAAAAGCAUAGCCGUAGAAAAUACCACCGCCGUUGAAAUUACCGUUCUAAGUAGCAAGUAGCAUCUAGCGCGAUGAGGAAGACCAAGGGCGGUCGGACGAUGAAUCCGACGGACUCGUUCCGCAAGGAGCAGCGGAAGCGCGAGAUCAAGAAGAACAAGGUGGAGCGCCGCAAGGUGCGCGAGACUGGCGUACUCCGCAGCGACCCGGCGUCGAUCCGCGAGCAGAUCGCCAAGCUCAGCGCCACGACGUCGGAGGGCCCCAUGGAGAAGACCCGAAAGCACAAGCUGCGGCAGCUGGAGGAUCGGCUGCAGCUGGUGCUGAAGAAACGCAAAGAGUUUGAGCAGAAAAUGAGGGAGCGCGGCGAGGACCCAGUCAUGUUCAGCCACCUAACCGCGCCCCGAAAGUCAGCCAACGAAGCCAUCAGGAACCUUCGCCCAGAGGAUUCAGUGUACUAUCAUCCUACACUAAACCCCUCAGGCCAGCCUCCCCCAGGCAAAGCGCCCAUGUACCGCCCCUCACUCUCGAGGUCAGCAGACACCACCGCAGAUGGGGAAGUGGACGAGGAGGAGGGGGAGGAGGAGGAGGAGGAGGAUUCGAUGGAAGAAGAUGAGGAGGAGGACGACGAGGACGAGGAAGAGGAGGAAGAGGAGGAGAGAGAGGGUGGGAAACACAGUAUGGAUUCAGCAGCAGGGGCAGCAGCAGGGGGAAUGCUUCCCCUUCCUCCUCCCCCUCCCCCUCCCCCUCUUCCGGGCGCGCACAACCUUCCCCCAGGGGUCCCCAUGCCCCUCCCCAUACCCGUCCCUGCUCCCCCCCCGCCCCCUGGCCCCCCUGGCAUGGCUCCCCCGAAUUUCCCCACCCAUUCCUUCCCUCCCCACCUGCAACAGCCUCCCCCUCCUCCCCCUCGCGCUGGCUUUCCCCCUGGCAUGCGCCCCCCUCCCCCUCCCCCUCGGCCUGGUGCUGGGGAAGGGAGGGGCGGGGAGGGGGGGGGAGAAGAGGAGGAGGACGCCAUGCCCCCUGGCGUUGAGCCCACUGCACCGUCUGCUGCUGCUGCUGCUGCUGCUGCUGGUGGUUCUCCUGGUGCUGCUGGUUCUGAUGCUGGGGCUGUUGGUAGUGCUGAGGGGAGAAGAAUCCCCCCCCCUCCCCCUCCCCGUCACCACCUCCCCUUGGGAUCCGCUCCCCCCGAAUCCGCCCCCUCCACUCGUCCUCCUGGUGUCCCCCCUCCCCCUCCCCCCCGCACUGCCCCUGGAGCUCCCCCUUCCGCUCCCCCCACUCACCCCCAGGCAUGCGCCCGCCUCUUUUCCCCCCGCCUGUCGGCCCCCCAGGCGCUCCCCCUGGCCUCCGCCCCCCUCCCCCUCCGCCCCGCCCCAUGGGGGGAAUUCCCCCCGGCCCUCCCCCCAGACCUACGGGAUCCGCUCCCCCGUCCAUGCACCCUCCCCCCGGCCCUCCCCCUGCUCACCUCCUCCCCCCAUCCCACGCUUCCCCCGCCCCUGGUGCUCCCCCAGGCGCCCUAGCUCCCCCCACCCACCUUCCCCCAGGCAUGCGCCCUCCCCCUGGCCCUCCCCCUGGCCGUCCGCCUGUGGGCAUGGGGGGGGGACCUGGGGGUGGACUUCCCCCUCCCCCUCCUUCUGGUAUGAGACCCCCCCCUGGCCCACCCCCUGCAGCAGCGCUUGCAGGUGUGGGUGGGGGGAUGGGGGGAGGAGAAGGGAGAGGAAUGGAAUCGGGAGCAGCAGGAGGGGGGGAAUAGGAGGGGGAGAAGGAGGGGGAGGGGAGGAGUGGGGGGAGGGGCGGAGGGGAAGGCUACUCCAGCGUAUGUAAAGGUUGCAGCACCUAUGGUGGUGAAACGGCCACUGGCACAACACACACCGGAACUAACAGCUAUGGUCCCAGCGUCUGUGAGAGUGAGGAGGCAAGAGGCCCUAUUGAAGCCAAAGGCAAAGGCGACAGCUGCUGCUGCUCGUCCUGUCACUGCUGCCGCUACCCCUGCAGCUGCUGCUGCGGCGAGGAAACCACCGAGUAUUGAUGACUCUUACUCAGCUUUUAUGGAGGAAAUGAAAGAGCUGGGUGCUUUCGAAGGUGGUGACAGUUAACAGAUACCUAAGAUUUUGUAGGCGCAUACUUUUUAGGUGCAUAUUUCUUUUCCUGCUUUUAUGGAGAUGAAGAGGGUGCUUUUGAAAGGGGGGUGAUAGCUAAUGGAUUAGCUCCAGUGCCUUGUGCAGGCAACUCUUAGCAUAGAACGGAUUGGUUAGAAUGAGGUCAUACAAGGGGAUGUAACCUAAGGGGUUGUACUCUAUAUGAGCAUGCACCUAGCUAGCCUAUAACAUAUACGAAUGAUAUGUUGACACACCCCCUAGGUUUGACAAGGGGCAGCUGUUCAA